Molecule: messenger RNA, 7971 nt
Organism: Paramisgurnus dabryanus
Lineage: Eukaryota; Metazoa; Chordata; Actinopteri; Cypriniformes; Cobitidae
Gene: tnca
Product: tenascin Ca
Biological process (GO): neuron projection development; regulation of cell adhesion
Molecular function (GO): protein binding
Source: RefSeq, a predicted model, not a curated record
GAGGCUGUCAGAUCUUCCAGCACGUGGAGCAGGACUGAAGCCGCAGAUCUUCAGCUUCUCAUUUGAGUCACACCUGGAUGUGCUCUGCGUCUGCAAGCUCAAUUUAAAGCCGAAGUUCAUAAAGAAGUUAAGUCUGAACUGCUUCUCUUACACUUCUAACAAAGACAAAUGAGACGACUGUGACAAUCUGAAUACUUUAACUACAGAGACAGAAUCUCACCCUGACCAGAGAGCUUUAAGAUCGAGCCCUGUUGAUGAGCAGAAUCAUGUCUUCAGGAGAUCUGAUGUUCAGAUGUUUUAUUCUGGCCACCCUGAUGACUGUAAAUAACGCUGGGAUUGUAAAGAAGAUGAUCAGACACAGAAGAGAAGCUCCAAUGAUUCCUGGCACGCACAGCGUAACCCUUACAAACCCGUCCCAGCCUGUGGUGUUUAACCACGUUUAUAACAUUAAAGUCCCGGGUAGCCCUUUGUGCUCAGUGGACCUGGACACGCCGGGUGGUUCGGAUCUUGAACAACGAGACGCUCCGUCCGGUUCAGAGGUGACGGAGCACACGACAGAUGAGCAAAACCAGAUCGUAUUCACUCAUCGCAUCAACAUCCCAAAGCAGGCCUGUGGCUGUAAAGAUGCAGAGCUGGAUCUGAAGGACCUUCUGAAUCGACUGGAGAUGUUGGAGGGUGAAGUGUCGACGCUUAGAGAGCAAUGCAGUGCAGAAACCACCUGCUGCAGCGCACAGGCCACAGGUUCAAUAGGAGUGAAGCCGUACUGCAACGGCCACGGAAACUACAGCACUGAAACCUGUGCAUGCAUCUGUGAGUUGGGUUGGAAAGGUCCAAACUGUACGAUUCCCGACUGUCCCGGAGACUGUAAUGACCAGGGCCAGUGUGUAGACGGAAGGUGCGCGUGUUUCGAUGGCUUUACAGGUGUGGACUGCAGCAUGAAGAUCUGUCCCAUUGACUGCGCUGAGAACGGACGGUGCGUUAAUGGGGUUUGUGUUUGCACCGAGGGUUUCUCAGGUGAAGACUGCUCAGAGUCGGCCUGCCUGAACAACUGUCUGGGCCGCGGUCGCUGUGUGGACGGCGAGUGCCUAUGUGACGAGCCCUGGACCGGCUUCGACUGUACUGAGCUCAUCUGUCCUAAUGACUGUUACGACCGUGGACGUUGCAUCAACGGGACCUGUUACUGUGACACCGGCUUCACCGGAGAGGACUGCGGUGCGGUCACCUGUACCAGCGACUGCUCCGGUCGGGGUUUCUGCAUCGAUGGCCGUUGUGUGUGCGAUGCCGGAUACACGGGCGAUGACUGCUCAGAGUUGACCUGUCCAAACAAUUGCAAUGAAAGAGGACUGUGCGUCAAUGGGAUGUGUAUAUGUGACACGGGUUACCGCGGUGAGGACUGCAGUAAGUUCUCCUGCCCGAACAACUGUAACGGCAGAGGUCGCUGCGUCGAGGGACGCUGCGAAUGCGAAGUUGGUUUUCAGGGUCACGACUGCUCCGAGUUCAGCUGCCCCAAUAACUGCAACAACCGUGGUCGCUGUGUCAACGGUCAGUGCGUGUGUGACGAAGGCUUUGCUGGCGAGGACUGCAGCGCCACGACCUGUCCAUCAAACUGUUACGGUCAGGGUCGGUGCGUGGACGGGAGGUGCGUUUGCUAUCCAGACUUCACUGGAGAAGACUGCAGUGAACAGAGCUGCCCAAGCAACUGCCUGAACCGUGGGCGUUGUGUCGCAGGUCAGUGCGUCUGUGAUGAAGGUUUCACAGGAGAAGACUGCAGUCAGAUGAAAUGUCCGAACGAUUGUCUCGGCCGUGGGGAGUGUGUGGAGGGCCGCUGCGUGUGUCCGGAUGGGUUUGAGGGUCAGGACUGCUCUGUUUCCAUCUGCCCUGGAAACUGCAAUAAUCACGGGCGCUGUGUCCGUGGGAAAUGUGUGUGUGAUGAGGGAUUCACCGGAGAUGCCUGCGGUGAAAGAAGCUGUCCGAAUAACUGCGGUGAUGUCGGUCUGUGUGUGGAUGGUCGCUGUGUCUGUGACGAAGGCUACAUUGGAGAGGAUUGCUCUGAAGUCUCUCCCCCGAAGGAUCUGAGCGUCUCCGAUGUCUCUGCGGAGAAACUGAACCUCACGUGGAAGAAUGAGAUGCUGGUGAUGGAGUAUUUGAUCACUUACAUCCCGACGUCACCGGGUGGCCUGCAGAUGGAUUUCCGUGUGCCCGGAGAUCAAACGUCAGCCACCGUGUCUGAACUGGAACCUGGGAUUGAAUAUCUGAUCAAUGUUUACGCUGUCCUCAACAAUAAGAAGAGCGUUCCAGUCAGCGCCCGGGUGGCAACGCAUCUACCAAAGCCUGAAGGUCUGAUGUUUAAAUCUGUCAGGGAAACAUCAGUGGAAGUUUCAUGGGAUAAGUUGGACUUCCCGUUUGACGGAUGGGAGCUGAUAGUUCGCAACACAAAAGAAGAAAAUGGGAAAGUUGUGAACAGUCUUAACCCUUCAGAGAGCAGUUUUGAGCAAACGGGUCUGGGUCCAGGACAGAAGUAUGAAGUGACGCUGGGCAUCAUAAAGAACAACACACGAGGACCACAGAUCAACGCUACUGUACACACCAGAAUCGAUUCUCCAGGACAGAUUGAGGUUGGAGAUGUAACAGAUAGUUCGGCUGUGAUUUCGUGGUCCAGGCCGAUAGCAGAGGUGGACGGAUUCAGGGUGUCGUACGGGCCGAGCACAGAUCCAUCAGCCCGGCGUGAUGUCGACCUGCCGGCAAUAAACACACAAUACAGCCUAGAAGAUCUGAAACCUGACACGGAGUACAGAGUUUCUCUCGCUUCCACGAGGGCUGAUGAGACCAGUGAACCCAUCUAUGAGGGCUUCACCACAGGCCUGGAUGCUCCUCGUGAUCUUCAGCCUGUAGCUCAGACAGACAGCAGCAUCAUAGUGGAAUGGAAAAAUAGCCGAUCAUCCGUGGAUGGAUACCGGAUUAAAUACGGCCCUAUCUCUGGAGGUGCUCACGGUGAAGAGAUGUUCUCCAGAGGAGCAGGAGACAAAACACGAGCCACAAUCACGGGCCUGAAGCCCGGGAUCGAAUACGGCAUUGGAGUCACAGCUGUAAAGAAUGAAUUAGAAAGUGAACCAGCGACCACAAAUGCACUGACCGAUAUCGACGCUCCACGGGAUCUUGAGGUUCAAAGCUCAACUGAAACCAGUAUGAAUCUGAUCUGGAAGAGACCCAGAGCAAAGAUCUCCGGUUACAGCUUAACGUUUGCAUCUCCUGAUGGCCAUCGUGAACAGAUCGACCUGCCUGCGACCACGACCUCUCACACUCUGAAAAGAUUGACCCCGGGUGUUCAGUAUGCCGUUACCCUCGUGGCAGAACGUGGCAAAAGAAAAAGCUCACCGGUGACUCUGUCUGCAUCUACAGCAUCUUUCACUUUUUAUUUAGCCGAAUCGGCCCCCGAACUCAGUUUUGCCAAAGACUCGGAUGACAAUCUCAUUAGCUUUGUAUUACUCGACACCUCGGAGAGCAACUUCUCGGGCAGCGGUGACCAGGAAGCGAACGACACGCUGACCGUGUCUAACAUCACAUCCGAUGGAUUCGAUCUUACGUGGGAGUCAAAUAAGCUCAUUGGCUUUGAUAGUUACACUGUAGAACUUAAAGAUUUCUCAGGGAAACGGAGCGAGGAGGUUCAUCUCCAGCGGGAGGUGACCGGCACUAAAAUUCGUGGCUUAAGCGCGUCCACGGAGUAUCAAGUAAGACUUUAUGGAAUAUCCAAUAACCAAAGAUCUUCACUACUAGAAGCUGUUGCUGUCACAGCACCAAACUCUACCUCUUAUGAUGCUUUAACCGUCAAAAGUGUCCCAGCAGCACUGGCCACCGAUCAGCCAGCAGUUAUUACCUCCAGUCCUUUCAAAGAAGACUUGAACACCGAAGCCUCAGGUGAUGAACGUGAGGGUCCAAUUCAGGGACUCCCAGGUGACUUAACGGUCACUAAUGUAAGCAGAAAUACUUUGAAGCUGUCUUGGUCGGCUCCUAAAGGAAUGUUUGAUAGCUUCACUAUUGAGCUGAACUCCAGUUCAAAAGAGAUGAAAAGCAAAAUGAUUGAAGUGCUUGGAGAAACCAGGGAGGUUGAUAUAGAUGGCCUAAGCCCUGGCAUGAGAUAUGACAUUACUUUGUAUGGAAUGACGAAGGGCGAGAAAUCUCAACCGAUCAAUGUUCACGUGAAGACAGAGGACAAGACGCCCAGCAUUAGGAGUCUGAGUAUAUCAGAUGUAUCUUGGGAUAGCUUCAAUGUAUCCUGGACCAUUGAUGAAGGCCUUGACUUUCAGAGUUUUGUGAUUGAAGUUGCAAAUUCAGCAGGUGGUCCAGAAAGACAGAACCUGACAGUAUCUGGUGAUGCUCUUAGUUUGUGGAUGUCUGGGCUCAGCCCCAACACAUCCUAUACCAUAGCAUUAUAUGGAGUGCACCAGGGCUCUGUUCUGGGCCCGGUCUACAUGGAAGAGACCACAGAUGUUUCUCCAGCCGCUGGCCGUCUGUUUGUGUCUAAUGUUACGUCCGAGAGUUUCAUCAUAUCAUGGAAUGACACUAGAGGAGAUAUUGAGAGGUUUAUAUUGGAGAUUAUAGACUCCAGCUGGCUCAGGGAGCCAGUGGAAUAUAAUAUAUCACACAAUACACAGUGGUAUGAAAUCACUGAUCUCAGACCAGCCACUGAUUAUAUAGUCUACCUGACUGGAGUAUUGAAGGGACGGAGGACAGACUCCAUCAGUACUGUCGCCUCCACAGCGGCCGAGCCAGAUUUGUUUGGGCUCGUUGUUUCAAACGUUACGUCAGACGCUGUGUCUCUCUCCUGGCGGACGAGAGAGAAGGCGUUUGAUCAUUUUAUAGUCGAGGUGAGAGAGUCUGCUUUGCCCACGCAGGCGAUAGGGCGAAUCGUACCGGCGGGCGAGCGCUCGGCGGUUCUUACAGGCCUGAAAGGAGACACGCAGUACCAAAUUAAACUCUAUGCCACCUCAGGCGGCUCCAACACCGCUGCCAUCACAUCUUUAGUAACCACAGAACCUAAGCCUAAAUUGGGCCCUAUAGUGGUGUCCGAAACUCACCCGAGUAGCUUCACGUUGUCCUGGAGCGUCACAGCCGGUCACUUUGAUGGCUUUGUUGUUCGUAUCACUGACCGUGAGCAAAUUUAUGACGUUAAAGAGCUCAGACUGUCUGGAACUGAGAGAAACAUAACCGUCUCUGGUCUUACGGACUCGACGCUCUUUGACGUAGUAUUUUACGGUCUGUUUGGUGGUCGCCAAACUCCAUCAGUUUCCUUCAAUACCAGUACAGCAUCAUUGCCUAAAGUGGAGAACCUGACAGUUUCGGACAUCACCCCGUACGGUUUUCGAGUGUCCUGGGUAGCGCGGUCCACCGAGGGCUUCCGUCAUUUCCAGGUAAAAGUGUCCGACUCCGGCCAUCUGCUGGAGCCACAAGAAUACAUAGUGCCGGGAAACCAGAGCUUUCUGGAUAUUUUGGGCCUGAUUACUGGCAUUGGCUAUGAGAUCAGUGUGACCGGGGUGUCAGGGAUUGGGUUACAGUCUCGUCCAAUCACAACAGUGGCUGUUACAGAAGCCGAACCAGAGAUUGAGCACCUUUUCGUGUCAGAUGUUACCCCCGAGAGUUUUCGACUGGCUUGGACCGCAGAAGACGACCUCUUUGAUCGAUUUGUGCUCAAAGUUAGAGAUUCGAGAAAGCUCUCUCACCCACGAGAGUUCACAGUACCUGGUGAUGAAAGAACCAGAGUUUUAACACAGCUCAUGGGGGGAACUGAGUAUGAAAUUGAGCUUUAUGGUGUCUCCAUGGAACAUCGCUCCCAACCCAUUACUGCCGUUGCAAGAACAGGACUUGGAGCUCUGCGAGACCUUCGUUUUACUGAUGUGAAGGAAUCAUCAGCUGUUGUUCACUGGACUGAACCUCGUGCCCAACCUGAUUCCUAUCGAAUCACUUACAUGCCAAUUCAAGGAGGCACUCCAAUGAUUCAGACAGUAGAUGGGACGCAGUCUCGGGUUCAGUUGAUAAAUCUGAGUCCUGGAGAGACGUAUCAGGUGUCAGUUAUCGCGGUCAAAGGUUUAGAGGAAAGUGAACCUGUUACAGACUCUUUUACAACAGCUCUUGAUACACCGCGCAGUCUCACUGCUGUCAAUGUUACUGACACAACAGCGCUGUUACUGUGGCAACCUGCAGUCGCGACUGUGGAUGGAUACGUCAUCACAUACAGCGCAGACGAAGUGUCAGCGAUAUCACAGCAGGUCUCUGGAAACACAGCAGAGCUUCAGUUGAGUUCUCUCGCUCCUGCGACUCCAUACACAGUCACUGUUCAUGCCAUUAUAAAUCAACUGAAGAGUCCACCGGCAACCACAGAGUUCACAACAGAUGUGGAUGCUCCUCGUGAUCUGGUGGCAAGUAACAUUCAGACCGAUAGUGCUGUACUAAGCUGGAAACCACCGCGGGCAUCCGUCACCGGUUAUAUACUGACCUCUCAGUCAUCUGAUGGAGAGAUCAGGGAAGCGAGACUGGAUCCGUCGGCCACAUCACACCGUCUGUCUGAUCUCAGAGCUUCAACCGAACACACGGUCAAACUUCAGGCCUUUACUGAUGACCAGCGGAGCAAACAAAUCUCCACCGUCUUUACGACCGUUGGAACGCUUUACAAGAACCCUACGGACUGCUCACAGACUCUUCUGAACGGAGAUACGUCAUCUGGUCCAUACACCGUUUAUAUAACCGGAGAUGAGAAACAACCGGUCCGAACCUACUGUGACAUGAAGACUGAUGAAGGAGGCUGGAUGGUGUUUCUAAGGCGUCAAAACGGCAAGACCGACUUCUACAGAAACUGGAGAAACUACUCGGCUGGAUUCGGUGAUAUAAACGAUGAGUUCUGGUUAGGGCUUUCAAACCUUCAUAAAAUCACAUCGAACGGUCAGUAUGAGCUCCGUGUGGACCUGAGGGAUGGACAGGAGACGGUGUUCGCUCACUAUGACAGAUUCUAUGUUGGAGAACCUCGAAGCCGCUACAAGGUUCAGAUUGGUGCAUACAGUGGUACCGCAGGUGACUCUUUGAGCUAUCAUAACAACAGACCUUUCUCCACCUACGACAAUGACAAUGACAUCGCUGUGACCAACUGUGCACUGUCUUACAAAGGAGCGUUCUGGUACAAAAACUGCCAUCGUGUCAAUCUGAUGGGAAGAUAUGGAGACGACAGUCACAGCAGAGGCAUCAAUUGGUUCCACUGGAAAGGUCACGAACAUUCGAUUCCCUUCGCUGAGAUGAAGAUCCGUCCAGUUAAUUUCAGAAACUUGGAAGGCAGACGGAAAAGAUCAUAGACUUUAUUUCUCCUCUUUCCCUAAAAACUCAAAAGCACACACAGUCUUUCAACAUAAACUCCAGAGAAAAUCAUCUUCCAUUUGAUAGGUUGAUAAAUAAAUGCACAAUAAAAGGUGCAAAUAAUGACAUACACAUUGUCAUGAUUACUGUGAUGAACGUCGUGUUUAAAAUUGUGUAUUUUUCCCAUUAAUCCAAAGGAAUCUAUGAAAUUCAAGCGCUCACAUUCCCCUCAUAAAUAUUAAAGAACAGUGAUGUCAUUUCCUCUUAGCCGGCAGCUCAAGUUUUUAUACACAUUAUUGUUUUCAUGGUUCAAAGUGAAGACAGUUGAGGAAAUUUCAAUAUGAUUGUUUUAUAAAAGUGUUGGCUAAGCAAUACUGAGACAAGCUGUAUAAGGUUGAUUAUUUCUUUAAAUGUAUUUUUAUAUUUCCCCAUAUGUGAUGUCUUUAAUCUCUUAAAGGAGAAGUGUUGCUUGAACGUUAUCUUUACUACUAGACUUUGCACCAAAAUGUUAAAUAUUAUUGAGAUUGUUUACAUUUUUAUGUUGUCCAUCUCCGAAAGCCAACACCAAAAAAUUCAUUCUUGAGAAAUAAAACAUCAAUAUUCCUUGCCAAAAUACAAUACUUUUGUUAAUAA